AUGAGUGUCUGUUCGGAGAGCUGCAUGAGCCAACAACCGGUGUGCGGUGGGAGUGGGAGCCUUGUGAGACCCUGUUGGACAGGCCUACCACCCUGUUUUCAGGUGACGAAGCUGGGUUACGACGCCGAUCAGAUGCCGUUAGCUCUACGGCCACGGUGCCCCUGCUGUGGGUGUAGGCAAAACCCCUUGCACGAGUUCAAAAUCUCCGAAGUGAAACGUGAUGGAUGUGCUUUCGAUCCCUGCUCCCCAUGCGAUAGUAAACUCUACGAGAGCUACUUUGAAUCCUUUGCUCUGCCCGCCGCAGCCGUCAGAAUGUCUUCAUGCUCCGACUCCCAAUCGGCACACGCUCCACUCAGUCUAACUGCAGCCAUUGCUACUCUCGACGCAAUAGGUGCCGUUGCUAAGUUCAUCACUUCGACAGACACGAACCAAAUGGACAUGGUCAACACAUUCGUGACGGAGGUGAAAAGUUAUACAGUUGAAACGCCCGACGGCGAGUUGUUGGUGAUCCGAGAUAACUGUGGAGUAGACAAUGCAGGAGCGGGAUCACGUCUCGAUCGCUUGUGGAAAAUUAAAUCUCGUGAAUGUGAAAGAAUUCCAAAGGGUCUCAUUAAAAUGGAUGGAUGUUUUGCGAGCAGCGCAUCUAAAGCGAGACCUCCCCUGUGGAUGAUCGGGGCGGCGUCACCCGUGAAGCAUAAAACAAGGCUACACAGAACGUCCAAAUCCGUGCCUCGCAAUUCUAAAAGGAGACCUGGGUCAUCUGACUUGCUUGUGUCGAACGCAAUGCCAUCAUGGCUCCGUCGAAUUGUCCACCCUCUGAGCAAGCCGAAGAAACCCCUAAAAUUACUCCAAGGUGAAGCUGUCAUACCACCAUCGAAGGUGAAUUCAGUGGCCACAGAGACUCAGUCUGAGGCAGAAGAGCCUGAAGAUAUUGUAGAAAAAUAUGAGAGACGUCUCCUAGCUGAAUUGGAAGAACUGGCCAAGAAUUGCAGAAGGCAGAACUACCUGGACGAUCUUCAUACCUUCAAUCCUACAAUCGCCACACUGGACAUGCGUGAGGAGAAUUUCGAAAGGCUCUGGUCUAAGGCCAGAUCAAGAGUAGAUAGACGGCUCACAAAGUCCAAACAAAAGCACUCUAGUAGACUGGAUGGUCUCUCCACAGGUGAUGCGCUCUCCUACUCCUGCCGCUCAAACCUCUCGGCACGGAAAUCGAACAGUAGUGGUGAGGAGAAUUUGACGAGUGAUUUGGACACUUUGAACGACUACAGUUGGAGGGGCAUGGAAUGCACUCCCGCCGUCAAUUCCAAGCCGAUCAUCAGAGUUCAAAGGAAGUUGAAAAAGGGGAGUAAUGUAGUUCCCUCUGUGAGGCCAAGGCGUUUAGGAGAGUAA
Messenger RNA from Echinococcus granulosus, 1389 nucleotides. RefSeq lists its product as hypothetical. The transcript is spliced from 4 exons. Lineage: Eukaryota; Metazoa; Platyhelminthes; Cestoda; Cyclophyllidea; Taeniidae. The record is from RefSeq and is a predicted model, not a curated record. Bases 1 to 1389 code for a protein of 462 amino acids.